CUGGGCAAGCCAGCUGUGGUAGGAACACCUGGCUCGGGUUACAGCCGGGAGAGAGCCAGGGGGGCUGGACUCUGAGACCAAACAACUGCAGUCAGUAACGUUACGCAGCGAUGACUGCAUGUCUGGAGCAAUCGCCACAAGAGAGAGAGAGAGAGAGAAACAGAGUGAGCAAACCGACUUCAGGAAGACAAGAAACUUUGGACGGAGCUCAGCUUUUCUCUCGAAUUUGGGACAGAAAAGGCUGUCAUUUAUUUUAAGGAGCGGAGCGCUGCUACCCUCCAGCCAUGAGUUCUCAGACGAGCUUUGGCAGCAGCAUGCUGUUCCAGGCUAUAAAUGAUGACCUCAAUGCGUCGCUGGCUACAGCAGAUGAGUUAUCCAAAGAGUUCAACUCCCUGCUGAAGGAGGCCUCCUCCGAAAACAAGUCUCGGUCUCAGACCAGUUCUCCAGUCUCCAGAGAGAAGUCUGAGUCCACCAGGCUGUCCAGCACCUCCCUCACUACCAGACAGUCAGGUGGCAGUAGUAAUGGCAGCUCCAGCUCUAUGCCUUUCUCCCCAAGCACAAACCCUCUCUAUACCAUGGACUCAGUUUUCUCCAGCAAUAAAACCACCUCCUCCACCAGCUCACUCUCAUCUCCCAAGAUCCAGAGGGAGUCCCGCUCUCCGCUUUCUCCAACUGGAUCUGACAGCUACUCGAUGGGGCCGCAGAGCCCCAAACAGUCUCCUCAUACCCCGAAGCGUUACUCCCCAACUACUUACGAAAAGAGCUCACAAGUCUCCAUCAGUUACAAAGAAAGAAGCCCUUCCCCAAACCCCGCAGCUGCUUCCUUUGACCAGCCACCUAGGUCCGCCUCGGGCGUCCCGUCCUCCAACAUGCUGAGCCCGUACGACAGCAGCCAGAUGGGUCGCAGGUCGCCUCGCAACGACAAAAGCCCCUCUCCUUUGUCUUUCAAUCACCUAAUGUCCAACACGCUGCCUCGCAACUUUGGCGGUUUCAGGCAACCUGAUGAGGGUGUGCAACAACAAAAGAGUUCUGGCAAAUGGAAUGAGACAGAUCUGGACGUGUCUUAUGAGAAGAAACCUCACCACGCCUAUGACAAGAAAGAGUGGCUACGGCCGUCUGUACCAAACAGCAGUUGGAGAGAAUCCAACCUGGAUGGCCCUCCUCCGGCCCCAAGCCCCAAAAAGGAUCCUCGUUCUUCAUCUCUCACAUUUACCCAUGGUUCUCUGCCCCGUAACACCCGUAUAGCAGAUGUUUCCUCCCCUUACACCCCUCAGCCCAUCAUCUCCCGCAUUUCCAUUCCCCCAACUUCUACUCAGUCCCGCCAGCGCAAGCCCAUCCCUCUCUCAGUCAUCAUGCGUCUCCAAAACCCCUACUGGGGAGCCAUGUCCACCUCCCAGCCCAGAGUCCAGGGAGGAGAAGGGGGCAUGGCCCCGUACCAACUGCCUGUACCCAUCCCGAGGGAAUUCUUCCACCAAGCUGUUCCCCAGCCACCCGAUCUGAGACAGCCAGCCGUAUACACUGACGUGCUGAACUCAGGCGAUAUAGACGCAGAGUUAGAGCGGCUGGUCCAUGUCCACCAUACACCUGUGAUUUCGGAGAAUCCAAGCAUGCCAGAGGGCAGAAUUGAGGGUUCCACCCCAGCCCCCCGGCCCCUCAGCCCCACCAGGCUGCAGCCGGUGGUGGGUCCCGAGGCCCAGACCCAGGACAUCCCGGACCGGGAGGAGCUGCUCCGCCUGCGGGCAGAGAUCCCCCGGGCCCUGAAAAGAAGGGGCUCCGUGGACCAGUCCCAGCCCCUGAAGAGGGCCUCCCAUUACCAACCCAACCAGUACAAAAGUCUCAUUAACAAGCUUUUUCGCAGGAAGGUACACCUGCAGAAGGGGGAGCAAGGUAGCGAGAGCGGCAGCUCCUCAGAGGGAGAGGACUUUGCUACACCUCCUGCGCCUCUACCUGCACCCACCAUGCUCAGUGAUUUCAGAAACUACCAUUCCAUCCUGCGGCGGUCCAAGCGGGAGCCGAAAUCUGUUGGGAGGCGAGCGCGACUCAGCCCGCUGGUCCUGCUGCUGGACGGAGCGCUGGUCGGAGAACUGGAGAUAGUGCAGCGGGCCGUGCAAGAGAUGAACGACCCCAGCCAACCCAAUGAUGAAGGCAUCACUGCCCUUCACAAUGCCAUCUGCGGCGGACAUUACAAUGUGGUGGACUUCCUGGUUCGCAUUGGAGCCAAUGUCAGCGCACCAGACAGCCACGGCUGGACGCCGCUGCAUUGUGCAGCCUCGUGUAACGACCGUCCUCUGUGUGAGUUUCUGGUGAGGAACGGAGCUGCUGUCAUGGCCAUAACGGAGAGCGACGGCGCUACCGCCUCCCAGAAGUGUGAUCCUUACGCUGUCGGGUUUGAGGAAUGUGAGAACUUCCUUAGGGGUGUGGAGGCUGCCAUGGGGACGGAGAACAGCGGGGUGCUGUACGCUUUGUGGAGCUACCCGGCUCAGGCAGCCGACGAGCUGAGCUUCAGAGAGGGAGACAUGGUCACCAUCCUGCAGAAACCUGAAGGCUCGGACUGGUGGUGGGCCUCGCUCUGCGGCAGGGAGGGCUUAGUUCCAAACAACUACUUUGGGCUUUUCCCGAAGGUUCGACCCAAAUCUCUCUGCUGAGUGGUCUCUUGAUGGGGAUGAGGACUGUCUCAGAAACUGUUGUUUGACUGGACUACAUCUGUAUGAAAAGGCUGCAACGUUGCAGGACAUGACAAAUAGUUUUGAUCUGUCAGUCGAGUAGAGUUGAAGGAGAAGUCUCAGUAUUCAUUGGCUUCACUGACGAUCUUUCUAGAAGACAUAUCAUUUGUACUGGCUAUGCUGUAGGAUUUUUUUUUUUCUGGUAAAAGCUGUACUGUGCUAAACGUCUUCUGUCAAUAUAUGGCUGUCUACCCAAAGGUUACAAAAAGGCCAUUAUGCCCUGCUGUUUUUACUCAGCUGUGUUCCAGUCACACACUGACUUUUCUGACUCAUCGGCAGGUUAGUAACCCCUAUGCUCACAGUGGCUGUUCAGUCCACUCAUCAGCAAGGUCAAUGUAACUGUAUGCUAAUAACAAACACAAGCCACGAUUGCUCAAUUUUGAAAAGGGCCACAUCCGUCAGAGCAUUAUCAACCUGCUCAUUACUGGAGCAGAGCUGUCUGCUGUUAAUCCAGGUAUAACGUGAAAGAGAGUGGCCAGGAGUUGAUAUUGAGCUUUUAUUUCUGUUACGAUAUUUCUAACAUGUACUCUUUGUACAUAUCACUGUUUUUGCAAAUAGUUUAUCUGAUGGAGCCUGUGAUUUUUACAAGCCAAAGCUAUUAGACAUUCUACCAAUGUGGCUUUAAAUGUAGACUUUAAAUAUUUUUAAACAGCCACAGUUGAAACUUAGCUGCAUCUGGCUGGUUUCUACUUUGCUCUAGUCUUUAUGCACAAUGUGGGUCAUUCAUGCUGGAAAUUGCAGGUGUGUGUGUGUGUUGAGGGGGUAGCCCCACUUAAAAAUAAACCAUACUGUGUGUUGUAAAUACUAUAAUGAUAUAUUCUUAAAAAAAUUGUGUGAUACCUGAUGCCUCAUGGUGGUUUGGCCUGCCUUCCCUCUUUAUCUUCAGUUGAGUUAAUAGGUGACGAUAAAAGGUGACUGUGAACCAGGUACAGAGUCCCGUGAGGGGGCGGUCUUUUCCUCGGAUGUUGCAGUUAAGUAUAGCCUUUAAAAGAUGACUGUCCUACGACGAGAAUUUACUUUAGGCAUCAAAUGACUAUAGUACAAUCAUUUUGUGAAAAAAAGGGGUGAAUCUCGCUUAAAAGCAACAGAAAAUCUGACAAAUGUUUGUCACUCAUAAAAGGCCCCUCUAUAACAAAAAAAAAGAGGAGUAUUGAAAAUUACUUAAAUCUGUGAUGACAGGUUCCCAUUGCAGCCCAUGUUAAGGAGAGCCACUAGAGGUGAAUAUGGAACAUAUUUUAACCAACAGAUAUCACCUUGUUGAAUACUUUUUAUGUUGUAGAGGAGACUUUUAUGAGACUACAUCAGUUGGAAUUGUUUCUGUUGCACUGUGUGUGGGAUUAUGUUGCACAAUGCCUGAACUACUAGUUAAGAUUUAAAAAAGAAAAAAAAGAAAAGUGGUUUGGUUCAAAAUAUGGCCAACUUAAAUAGUGCAUGCUAUUAAAGUCUUUAUCUACAAAAUUCUAAUUCCGGGAUUGAUCCGGUGCCUACUGAAAUUCCUUUGGAUGUCCCUCUUUUCGGCCAGAUGUCCGUCCCCUUCGUCUCUCUUUGUGUUGGCGUUCUAACCUCCGGGGUAUUUCUGAGGAUUAUGGGUAACUGCUCCUCAGAUCUCUGCAGUGUAAAUCCAGACAGCUAGCUAGACUAUCUGUCCAAUCUGAGAUGUCUGUUGCACGCCUAAAACAACUUUUGAACGUACCACCAAAACAGGUUCCUCCCGCCCGGUGCACCGCCCAAGAUGAUUGUGAAAUGCCGUUAAACCAGAGCACGUUUUUCUCUUAUACAGGAAUGCUGUCUGGCAAUUAAAGACUACUUCUACAUUGAUAAUAGUAGUAAGGCUUUCUUCUGUGUACACAUAUCCUAUAAAAGGGCAAUUUGGCUGUAUUAUCUUUGUCCCUUUCAAAAAAUACUCUUGAGAAAUUUAUGUUUAUUGCCCCCCCAAGCCAUUGCUGCCUCUCUAAAUUAAUGUAUUUGGAAGAGAGCAUUUGUCAAUGACAAUGAAAGUGGUCUUUUUUUGUGAAUGUGUGUGUGUUUCCAGUGGUAGAAUGAAUGUUUGGCAAUGCAGUUGUUUUCUUGUUUUAUUCAGUUUUCCGUGUAACACCUUAGUUGCUAUGAUGCUGUGCACUUACAACUUGUAAUCCCCUCCCAAGGGACAGAUAGCAACCAAAUGUUGACAUACUCAAUAAAUAUACAAGUUACAUAUUUUUGGUUUCC
Etheostoma spectabile (orangethroat darter) is the source of this 4931-nucleotide messenger RNA. RefSeq names its product protein phosphatase 1, regulatory subunit 13 like (gene ppp1r13l). Bases 285 to 2645 code for a protein of 786 amino acids. Gene Ontology annotation, biological process: regulation of transcription by RNA polymerase II; positive regulation of cell differentiation. The record is from RefSeq and is a predicted model, not a curated record. The transcript is spliced from 13 exons. Lineage: Eukaryota; Metazoa; Chordata; Actinopteri; Perciformes; Percidae. Gene Ontology annotation, molecular function: transcription factor binding.